AUGGCGACUCUUCUCCCCCCGCCCAGCAAGCGCCAAAAGCUUGCCGUGGCCGAAAAGGCCAGAGAGCAACAGGAGCUUCAGAGCAUCCCCAGCGAUCUCGGUAGUGUCCGUGUGCAGUUUUUUGACCAGGCUACUGGCAAUGCCACCGGGCCCGCAGUCUCCGUCCCCGUGGCCGAUGCGAACGUUAAGAACCUCGAAACACUUUUGAACACAUUGCAAGGAAAUGACGACGAUGACCGAGUCCCGUACCGCUUCACCCACCAGUCCGACAAGGAAGGACAGACCUUUGACAUCCCUGCUAAUUUGUACCACUCGCUACUUCAACCCGGUAUAAAAACAACCGAGGAUACGAUUUCUCUUCUUUACACCCCGCAAGCUGUGUUCAGAGUCAAGGCAGUCUCCCGCUGCGCGGCCUCCAUUGCUGGCCAUGGAGAAGCCAUUCUCGCAACCUCCUUCUCGCCCGUUUCCUCUUCAACCAUGGUCUCUGGAAGUGGUGACUCAACCGCCCGUAUCUGGGAUUGCGAUACAGGGACUCCGCUUCACACACUGAAGGGUCAUACCAGCUGGGUGUUGGCGGUCGCCUACUCACCCAAUGGAGCGAUCAUCGCGACCGGUAGUAUGGAUAAUUCAGUGCGAGUGUGGGACGCAAAGAAGGGUCAGGCCCUUGGUGGUCCAAUGAAGGGCCAUUCGAAAUGGAUUACCAGUCUGGCCUGGGAACCAUAUCACUUGCAGGAAUCCGGACGGCCGCGCGUUGCAUCCUCGUCCAAGGAUUCGACUGUUCGCGUGUGGGAUGUUGUGUCGAGACACAGUGAUGUUGUCUUGACUGGUCAUAGGAGCUCUGUUACUUGUGUGCGAUGGGGUGGUACUGGUCAAAUCUAUACCGCAUCUCACGAUAAGACCAUUAAAAUUUGGAACCCCAAGGAUGGCUCGCUCAUUCAGACCUUAUCCGCGCAUGCCCAUCGCGUUAACCAUCUCGCUCUUUCGACGGAUUUUGCCUUGCGCACUUCCUACCAUGAUCACACUGGCAAGGUUCCUGCGUCGGAAGCCGAGAAGGUUGCCGCUGCAAAGAAACGGUUUGAAACGGCUGCUACAGUGAACAAUAAGAUUGUCGAACGACUGGUUUCUGCUAGUGAUGACUUUACCAUGUACUUGUGGGAGCCAUCUAGCUCGAACAAGCCUGUCGCCCGACUUCUGGGCCACCAGAAAGAGGUCAACUAUGUCACUUUCUCGCCAGACAUGUCGUAUAUUGCUUCGGCUGGAUUUGAUAACCAUGUCAAGUUAUGGAAUGGACGUGAUGGAAAAUUCAUUAAUACUUUCCGUGGACAUGUUGGUGCUGUCUAUCAAUGUUGCUUCUCCGCCGAUUCGCGUCUCCUCGUUUCCUCUUCUAAAGAUACAACUCUAAAGAUUUGGGACGUACGCACAGGAAAAUUGUCUAUGGAUUUACCCGGCCAUAAAGACGAAGUCUUUGCCGUCGACUGGAGUCCCGAUGGCCAAAAAGUUGGUAGCGGUGGUAAGGAUAAGGCCAUUCGCAUUUGGCGCAACUAG
Messenger RNA from Penicillium angulare, 1545 nucleotides. RefSeq names its product WD repeat protein. Gene Ontology annotation, biological process: ribosomal large subunit assembly. Gene Ontology annotation, molecular function: protein binding. Gene Ontology annotation, cellular component: nucleolus. Lineage: Eukaryota; Fungi; Ascomycota; Eurotiomycetes; Eurotiales; Aspergillaceae. The coding region runs from base 1 to 1545 and encodes 514 amino acids. The transcript is spliced from 3 exons. The record is from RefSeq and is a predicted model, not a curated record.